AUUGCCAAAGGAUAAAGGAGAGUUCAAGUGACAAGAAAACACUUCUCACUAUGAAUUGGUUUGGAAUGUACUUCUCUAAGUGUCCUGAGGAUGUUUCCUUACUCAACAUCCACUCCCCUCUGUUGUCACUCAUAUCAUCUGAAGAUGAACAACAUUUUAUUUCCAACUUGAGGAGCCACAGACCAGCCCGAGUGGUGGUGAAGCAGCCUGCCCGGGGAGCCAGCAACAGGACCACAAUCACAGCGAUUGUCCAGACGGGUGGGGACUGGAGCACUGGCCUCUUCAGUGUCUGCAGAGAUAGGAGGAUUUGUUUCUGUGGCCUAUUUUGUCCCAUAUGUCUUGAGUGUGACAUUGCCAGGCAUUAUGGAGAGUGUCUUUGCUGGCCAUUGUUACCUGGGUCCACCUUUGCACUGAGAAUUGGCACCAGGGAGAGACAUAAAAUACAGGGAACUUUGUGCGAGGACUGGCUGGUGGUGCACUGCUGUUGGCCUUUUUCCAUCUGUCAGGUGGCCCGGGAACUCAAGAUGAGGACCGCCCAACUCUACGAAAUCUGUGCAGUCCCUUCGACUCGGGACACCCUUAUUUGACACAGCAAGAUGAUUACCCCUCUUUACUCCCUCACCCUCUUCUCAAACUUCUCUUAAUAGAUUGCGUUUCUUGUUACAUUUUCACUGAAACAUUAUAAAAAUAAAUGAUUUCCUCCCACUGUC
Nycticebus coucang (slow loris) is the source of this 710-nucleotide messenger RNA. RefSeq names its product PLAC8 like 1 (gene PLAC8L1). The coding region runs from base 51 to 587 and encodes 178 amino acids. The transcript is spliced from 4 exons. Lineage: Eukaryota; Metazoa; Chordata; Mammalia; Primates; Lorisidae. The record is from RefSeq and is a predicted model, not a curated record.